Messenger RNA from Aspergillus aculeatinus CBS 121060, 1188 nucleotides. RefSeq lists its product as uncharacterized. The record is from RefSeq and is a predicted model, not a curated record. The transcript has a single exon. The coding region runs from base 1 to 1188 and encodes 395 amino acids. Lineage: Eukaryota; Fungi; Ascomycota; Eurotiomycetes; Eurotiales; Aspergillaceae.
AUGCAUGCCGAGCAGGAUUACACCACCUUUUACCCCUGCAGUGAGCUGCCCGUCCGUGGAUACACCACCCUCUGCUUGAACAACGCUCAGAGCAAAACUGGUCUCAUGAAUGACCUCGACUUCGAGACGAUGAUGACGGACGUCGGAACAGGAGUGCAAUUCCUGCGCAACUUGACCGACAUUGACCAGGUGAUCAUCUGGGGUCACUCCGGCGGCGGUGCGAUGAUGGCCGCGUAUCAGAACGUGGCCGAGAACGGAGCCUCUGCCUGCAACGGCACUGAAAAGCUGUACCCCUGCUCCAGCGCGAUGGAUGGCUUGCCCGCUGCCGACGGAGUGCUGCUCAUCGAUGCCAACUUUGGCCUGUCCACCAUGACUCUGCUGUCUCUCAACCCUGCCAUCACCAACGAGACCACCGGAGCCGAUAUCAACUCCGAGCUGAACUUGUACAGCGCGGCCAACGGCUGGACCGAGAACGGGGCCAACUACACCACCACCUUUGUGCGGGAGUUCUUGGCUGGCGUUGCCGCCCGGUGGAACCGCAUUCUGGCCUCUGCGACCGAGCGCAACGAACUCAUUGCCGCCGGUAACGGAGACUACAGCGAUGAUGAAGGAUUGGUCAUCCCCGACGCCAACUACCUCGGCUUCAACAACAAACUCAUCACCCAGGACGUGCGCUAUCUGGCGCACACUAUCUACAAGUGGCCUCUCCUGCACAAGGACGGCAGUAACACCACCCAGGUUGUCCCAUCUGUUCGCGUCGCGUCGGCCGGCAUUCCCAGCAUGGUCGACUCCUUCUACGAUGGAGCGCUCAAAACCACCAUCACCCGGUUCCUGUCGACCUUUGCUAUCCGCGUCGAUGCUGAGAACUUCCGGGUCACCGCGGAUAACAUCACUGGUGUCGACUGGACCUCGUCGCAGACUGCUCCCAUUGGCAGUGUUCCUGGCAUCUCUAAGCCCCUGCUGACCAUGGGUAACACGGGUCACUACGAGUACCUCAACGCCGAGAAGAUCUACCUGGCUGCUACCACCAAGGACAAGUCGAUUGCCUUUACCGAGGGAGCCCAGCACACCAUUGACACCUGUACCGCCUGCGAGAGCUACCCUGGACAGUACGGUGACACUGUCAAGACUGCUUUCAACUUCAUGGACAAGUGGCUGAGCCAGCCCGGUCGUUUCAUCUCUGCCUAA